Molecule: messenger RNA, 2921 nt
Organism: Sus scrofa (pig)
Lineage: Eukaryota; Metazoa; Chordata; Mammalia; Artiodactyla; Suidae
Gene: H2BK1
Product: H2B.K variant histone 1
Cellular component (GO): nucleosome
Molecular function (GO): protein heterodimerization activity; structural constituent of chromatin; DNA binding
Source: RefSeq, a predicted model, not a curated record
UCUUCUGAUUCGAAAUUGGGUUUUUUCCUAGGCCAGUGGUUCAUAGACGUUAACAUGUAUCAGAAUCACCUGGAAGACGCGUCAGCUCACGCGUUAGGUCUUACCCUGGAGUUUCUGGCUCUGGAGGUCUGGGCCCAAGAACUAACAUUGCUGGGAAGUUCCCAGGUGAUGCUGCUGGUCUGGGGACCCCCUUUGAGAACUGCUGACCUGGAGCACUUUUCAGAGUCAUUGGAGGCUUUCCUGCUGCUGCCCGUACCAGUGCACUAGGGAUGCUUGUUAAAGAUGCAGGUUCCUGGGCUUCAGGCCUGUUCCUUUGGGUGGGAUGGGGUAGAUGCAGAAAUGGUCAGGAGUUUGCAUUUUCACACAACCUCCUGAACCCUGGUGGGUUACAGGAAGUUUUGUUACUUUACUUGUCCCCAGCCUUAGUUUUCAUUAGUGAUGUCUCCGUCUAAGCCACAACUCCACGUAGCCCGUCUGAACUUUCCUAGCACUUACAGCCUGUCCCACGUGGGGCGUCUCUGCCCUGAAACCUCAGCAGCCAUCCCUGUGGGGAAGCACCCAGCUGUGAUUUCUCAGUGCUUGUUACAGUGCAUCUAAGACUAUGUAGAACCACCCCCGCUCCCCAAAAUCCCAGAUGGUGUCUAGACUCCCAAGGAGUUGAUGAUCUAGUGGGAAAGUCAACGAGGCAGCAGGGGCAUAAAUCAGAUGCCGCGGUGAGCCUUAGACAGGAGGGUAUGCAGAAGGCCUUAAUGGGGGGAGCAGCUGUGAGCAGCUGCCAAGAACGGCAGGAUUGGUGCUCUAACUUCAAAGGUGAGUAAGUAUCCUCUCGGGACCAGGGAGUUGAAGAGCUUCCCCGGGCGGAGGUGACCGUGGGUAUCAGGUGAAGAGCCUGAGAUGCUGAGCCUGAGACGCCAAGGCUGGAGCGAUGGGCCUGGGCUUCUGCUCCAUCCACCCUCUGACCCCAGCGGGCCUGGCUUGGCUGGCGGGUGCCUCAGGUGGGGCUUGGGAAAAUGACCAAAGCCAGUCUGUCCUGAGUAUCCAGAGGCCCGGUUAUGGGGCUGAGGGGAGCAGAUGAGAGCUGCCACUCUGCCCCAGGGGAGGCCUGGGCAUGUUAAGAACUCCUGGGAAGUCUGGGGGUCUCCAGUGUGGUGCCGGAGGUGUAAGGGGUGGGGGGCUACUGAGCUGGAGGGGGCUAGUCAACUUGUCCAGAAAGCCUCAAAAAGCUUUAAAGAAUGCUUAACGCCCACAGAGAACAUCUUUCUACAAAAGCCCAAAAUUAGCAGUGCCUUGUUUUGGACUAAGAAUCACUCUCCUGGGUGCCUCAGGAGGGGGUUGGAAAGGAGGUGCUCCGGCUCUUCACCCUCUGGCAGGUGAUACCACCUGUCAGGUGAUGCCCCACCUCGAUUGGGAAAACCCGCUUCCCCCACAGCCUGAACGUGUCCUGUUGCUCCCGGUGUCUUGAAUCUCAGCAUACAGGAACCCGCAAUACUCGCUCACACGUGGGUGCAGAGUGGACAAGUUACCUUCUCCGAGUAACAGCGCCCUUUCUUCCCUCCCCUUCGCAGGUGACUUCAGGGCUGGAGAGCGCCCAGCUCUGCCCCGGCCUCUCAGCCGUGCUUCCUGCUGCCUCCCGCCUGGCCUGGGCUCGGGUUCUGCCCCACCUUCCGCCUUCAGCCCAAACUUCACUGUACCUGCACGCGUUGGUUUCUCCCUCCUUUUCACACUGUCUCUCUCUCACCUUCCUCCCAGCUAAAACAUCUCCUCUCUCCUCCCCAGUUAAAUGGUACCCGUCCUACCAGACCACCUUCAAGUCCCUAUUCAUUCUCUGAAGCUGCCGCUGGCCAUCGUAGCCCUCAGCAAGUUUUUUCUUUUCUUUCUUUUUUUGGCUGCACCUGUGGCAUGUGGUAGUUCCCAGGCCAGGGAUUGCACCCAUACCACAGCAACGACCAGGGCCACAGCAGUGACAACACCAGGUCCUUAACCCAGUGUACCACAAGGGAACUCCAUCACUAAGUUUUUCUGAACGCUCUGUCCCACACACCGGCCCUUUCACUGUUCUUUAAUUGUUCCAUGUGAAUCAGUCGUGUCUCUUCAGCUAGAUUGCAGAGCUCUGGGAAGUGUGUCCUCCUGCACCCCUCCACCCCCAGCAUUCAGCCACAUGCGCACAGCGGGCCCGGCUGGGCAUGGCAGGGGUUCAGGGUGCGUGACCUCUGACAGGUGUGGAGUACUUUGGGUGGGGAAGGGGGCUGGUGGGGGGUUUCUUAGGAAAUCACUGGGGGAGAGGAGGGAACAAUCAGGCUCUUUAAGAAUCAACUCAGAGCACGUUCGGAGGGGGUUGGGCCAAGCCCCUCCCCCGCGCCCAGGUGCCAGCCCCCAGCGCCACCGCCACCCCAGCGGGCCGGGCGCUGACUUCAUAAAAGGCCGCCCAAGGAGCUGGCAGAAGCUGUCAGGCAGAGCGGGAGGAUGAGCUCAGCGCAUGGACAGCAGCAGCAGCAGCAGCAGCAGCAGCAGCAGCAGCAGCAGCAGGGGGGCGGCCGGAGGGGCCGUAGUUCUGGGGAGAAGAAGUCCAAAAAGCGCAACCGGCGCAAAGAAACCUACUCAAUGUACAUCUACAAGGUGCUGAAGCAGGUGCACCCCGACAUCGGCAUCUCUUCCAAGGCCAUGAGCAUCAUGAACUCAUUUGUGAAUGAUGUGUUUGAGCGGCUGGCCGGCGAGGCCGCCCGGCUGGCCCAGUACUCGGGCCGAACCACGCUGACAUCCCGGGAGGUGCAGACGGCCGUGCGUCUGCUGCUGCCUGGCGAGCUGGCCAAGCACGCUGUGUCUGAGGGCACUAAGGCUGUCACCAAGUACACCAGCUCCAAGUGACCCCAGAGGCUUGGGGUUAAUAAACAGUGAACUGCUCCUGUGCACUGUGGUGCUUU